Messenger RNA from Labrus bergylta (ballan wrasse), 1552 nucleotides. It is a transcript of the gene zbtb25, whose product is annotated as zinc finger and BTB domain containing 25. NCBI's taxonomy places the organism in Eukaryota, Metazoa, Chordata, Actinopteri, Labriformes, Labridae. Gene Ontology annotation, molecular function: DNA-binding transcription factor activity, RNA polymerase II-specific; protein binding. Gene Ontology annotation, cellular component: nucleus. Gene Ontology annotation, biological process: regulation of transcription by RNA polymerase II. The record is from RefSeq and is a predicted model, not a curated record.
CGGCUUUCUGCGAGAUCAUCUGCAGCAACAAAUCGGCUCCUCAACCUGAAGACAAUCUGCUCAUUUGUGCGGUGAAGUAGGCGGGGCCAUGGAGGUGUCGUCUCACAGCCUCUUCCUGCUGCAGCAGCUCAACAUCCAGAGGGAGUUCGGCUUCCUGUGUGACUGCACCGUCGCCAUCGGAAACGUCUACUUCAAAGCUCAUCGCGCUGUGCUCGCCGCCUUCUCCAACUAUUUCAAAAUGAUCUUCAUCCACCAGUCCAGUGAGUGUAUAAAGAUCCAGCCCACAGACAUCCAGCCGGACGUCUUCAGCUACCUGCUGCACAUCAUGUACACCGGCAUGUGUCCCAAACAGCCCGUGGACCAGAGCCGCCUGCAGGAAGGGAUCAAGUUCCUCCACGCCUACCAGCUGUGCCGGAAACCGGGCGAUGGCGCCACGGAUAGUGCUGCAGACAUGGUCCGCAUGUCCAACCUGUACGGCAUCCAGAUCUCCUCCCAGCUGGCCAACAAAGACGCUGCUGGAGUCCAAAAGUCCACCUCGGUGUCCGGCGGCGCCCUGGAGGACGGACGCUCCUCUGGCAGGGGGGGGCGGUCCCUGGCUGUUGGACUGGAGGACGUCUCCUCAGACCACCAGGCCUCCGCUCUACGUAAUGUUUGUUCUGUGGCGUCCGGAGACGACUCAGACAUCUCGACUCGCAUCAAGCAGGAGCGCUUAGAGGAGGAGGAGGGGGAGGUGGAGGAUGGCGAGGAGGGGGAGGGGCAGGGGGACAGUCCCAGUCAGGGCCUGUUGUUCAAAGACCGGCCCCUGGUCCUGCUCUGUCCCCGCUGUGGAGAGCGUUGCUCCUCCCCUGAGGGUCUGCGGGAGCACCUGUUUAGCCACGCCCUCGACCCGAGCCGCCUGACGGAGGGGCAGGGCGGCGAGCUGGACACCAGCGUGGAGGAGGGGCCUCCGGGGGCCCAGGAGCAGCUGGACGCAGGAUGUCUAGAGGAGGCUCUGAGACAGAGCCAGGCACUCGCCAACCAGCUCGCUGCAGAACUGAGGAGGAGCAGAGGCGGCGGCGGAGGGAACAGCCCCGCCCCCUCUGUCCAGCACUCGCGUAAACGAAAGAUUGCCUGCGCCGUGUGCAGCCUCCGCUUCGCCCAUAAGAGCCAGCUGCAGGAGCACAUGUACACCCACACCGGGAAACCGUCACGCUACCACCGCUACAACCGCCUCUGCAGCCAGCUCUUCCAGGCCUCCGCCCACUUCUGCGAGGGCGCUGCAGAGCCUGGAGGAGGAGGAGUGGGCGGGGCUGGAGGCGGGGCAUCAGCUGGCACCACGAUGCUCUCUGAGGAACCCAACAGGGACGCUCAGGACAACGGCAGCUCCUGCUACUCCCUGGACUCUGAGGUCUCCCAGGAGAGCGUGGAGGGUGUGCCUGUGGAGUGAUGUCAUCAGAGCAGUGAUGUCAUCAGAGCAGUGAUGUCAUCACACUUUGUUCAAAAAGACUUUGAGAUUUGUGUUGUUCUGUUUGUGUCUCUGCUGCUGUCUGAUGGUCCUGUACCCGUGCAGGUG